UCUUUCGCUCGUCUUUGUUGCUUAUCUUCUCUGAAAGCCACCAUGUCUGGACGCGGCAAGCAAGGCGGCAAAGCGAGGGCGAAGGCCAAGACCCGAUCUUCCAGAGCCGGGCUGCAGUUCCCCGUGGGCCGCGUCCACCGUCUCCUCCGGAAGGGCAACUACGCCGAGCGGGUCGGAGCCGGGGCGCCGGUGUACAUGGCGGCGGUGCUGGAGUACCUGACGGCUGAGAUCCUGGAGUUGGCGGGAAACGCAGCCCGGGACAACAAGAAGACCCGCAUCAUCCCGCGCCACUUGCAGCUGGCCAUCCGCAACGACGAGGAGCUAAACAAACUGCUGGGCAGAGUCACCAUCGCCCAGGGAGGCGUCCUGCCCAACAUCCAGGCCGUGCUCCUCCCCAAGAAGACCGAGAGCCACAAGGCCAAGGCCAAGUAAACACGCCAGUUCCCUUCGGAUUCAGCAAAGCCCCAAAGGCUCUUUUCAGAGCCACCCACUCUGUCACAAAAGUGCUGAUUUCCUUAAUGGCCGUUUCAAACAUCACCCUCUGAAAUUACUGGAUGGACAGAACAUCCCAAUGUUAUGUUUAUUAUAUAGUAGAGUCACUUAUCCAACGUAAGCAGGCCAGCAGAACCUUGGAUAAGUGAAUAUCUUGGAUGAUAAGGAGAGAUUGAGGAAAAGCCUAUUAAACAUCAAAUUGUUAUGAUUUUACAAAUUAGUGUUAUACAACAAAUUUGACAGAAAAAGUGCAUUACACAUUAAUGCUAUGUAGUAAUUACUGUAUUUACAAAUUUAGCACCAAAAUAUCACAAAACAUUGACUACAAAAAUGCCUUGGAUAAUCCAGAACCUUGGAUAAGUGAGACUACUGUAUUUAUUUAUACCCUGUUUUAUCUCCCAAAGGAGACUCAAUGCGUUGUUGACCCUUCCCUAUGCUAUCCAAAGCUCAAUACAGUAGUACUGUUUCCCUGUAAAUUGUGUAACAAAAUAUAUCAAAUAGAUCAUCAGUAUAAGGGCCAGGUACAGGCAGGCCCCAAGUUACCCCCCCCCCCCCCCCAAAAAAAAAAGGUUCCAUAGGUUUGUUAAGCUAAAUUUGUGAGUCUGAGCAGGGAUAUUUUCUAAGUAUAAACUGGGUUGCUAUUCUCUCGACGUUUCACCUACAUCUAUGGCAGGCAUUCUCAGGUUGUGAAGUCUGUUGGAAACUAGGCAAAGGGGUUUAUAUAUCUGGACUGAUAUGCAGGGUGGGAGAAAGCACUUUGAGGCAAGUGUGAAUGUUGCAAUUGAUCACCCUGAUUCACAUUGAAUGGCCUUGCAGCUUGAAAGCCUGGCUGCGUCCUGCCUGGGGGAAUCCUUUGUUGGGAGGUGUUGGCUGGCCCUGAUUGUUUCCUGUCAGGAAUUCCUUUCUUUUCUGGAUGCUGUUCUUUAUUUACUGUCCUAAUUUUAGAGUUUUUUAAAUGCUGGGAGCCAGACUGUUCAUUUUAAUUGUUUCCUCAGUUCUGUUGAAAUUAUCCACAUGCAUUUAUAUAAAUAUACAUACACACAUUGGAUU
This is a messenger RNA of Anolis carolinensis (green anole), 1542 nucleotides long. Its product is annotated as histone H2A type 2-C. The record is from RefSeq and is a predicted model, not a curated record. Gene Ontology annotation, cellular component: nucleosome; chromatin. The coding region runs from base 43 to 432 and encodes 129 amino acids. Gene Ontology annotation, biological process: heterochromatin formation. Gene Ontology annotation, molecular function: protein heterodimerization activity; DNA binding; structural constituent of chromatin. The transcript has a single exon. Lineage: Eukaryota; Metazoa; Chordata; Lepidosauria; Squamata; Anolidae.